Molecule: messenger RNA, 1530 nt
Organism: Oikopleura dioica
Lineage: Eukaryota; Metazoa; Chordata; Appendicularia; Copelata; Oikopleuridae
Source: the annotation of a GenBank genome assembly
AUGCAGCUGGUAAAACGCAUUCUUCCUGACGGAAACGGAAUCAACAAAGCCGAGCUCGAUGAACUUACCGAAAAGCUCAAAAGCAUCACUCCUUCUCCAGGAGCAGAAGGGAAGCCGAAGAAAGCUAAGAAAUCGAAGUUGGUGCUCAAAAAUGCGAAGGGAACAAUUGACCAAGGCCCUGCCGAAAUGGCUGUUCGCGAAGAACUUUUCGACAAAAUCAAAGCUGUAUUCAAAACUCACGGAGCUGAAACGAUUGAUACGCCUGUAUUCGAACUGACGGAUAUUUUAACGAACAAAUACGGCGAGGACUCGAAGCUGAUCUAUAAUGUUGCUAAACCUGAAGGCUCUGACGAGUCACUUUCUCUUAGAUACGACCUGACAGUUCCUUUUGCCCGCUUUGUAGCACAGAACAAAAUCCAGAACAUAAAACGAUACCACAUCGCCAAAGUCUAUCGACGAGAUCAGCCUUACAUGACUAAAGGGCGAUAUCGAGAGUUCUAUCAAUGUGAUUUUGAUAUUGCUGGCUCAAAUUAUGCACCGAUGUUCCCUGAUGCCGAAUGCGUGAAAAUCGCGACAGAGAUAAUCGACUCCCUCGAUAUUGGAAAAUACACAAUCAAACUCAACGAUAGAAGAAUUCUUGAUGGAAUAUUCGCGGCGUGUGGCUGCCCAGACGAGCUUUUCCGAGCCGCAUGCGCGGAAGUUGAUAAACUCGAUAAACUGCCCUGGACAGCGCCAGAUAACGAAGUCAGUGUUCGAUGUGGAAUGAUAAAAAAAGGUCUAACAGAAGAAUGUGCUGACAAGAUCGGCCAGUUUGUUCAACGAUCUGGUGGCCAAGAUCUCGUGAAGGAGUUAUUGGCUGAUCCAGUUCUUGGUGCUAAUAAAUCGGCGACAGAAGGCUUGAAGGAAAUGUCUGUGCUGUUGGAAUAUCUCGAAGCUUGGAAGAUCAUGGACAAAGUGUCAUUCGAUCUCUCAUUAGCGCGUGGUCUCGACUACUACACUGGAGUCAUCUACGAGAUUGUCAUGACGCCUAGCGAAGAGGACAUCAAGACUGCGGAAGUAGGAACCACGGUGGGUGUGGGCUCUGUCGCCGCUGGCGGACGAUACGACGGUCUUGUUGGCUCUCUUGUCGGUGGAAAAGGAAAAUCAAACGUCCCAUGUGUUGGAAUAAGUUUUGGAGUGGAAAGAUUGUACACGCUACUAAAACGAAAGAAAGACGCUUCGUCUAUCAGAACUACUGCGACGCAAGUUUUUGUCAUGUCUGGUCAAAAGAAUAUGCUCAAAGAGAGAGCAGCUAUUCUCAACGAUCUCUGGGAAGCAGGCAUUCCCGCGGAGACGAGUUACAAGCCAAAUCCAAAACUUUUGAACGAUCUGCAAUCUUGUGAGUCCAGGAAUAUUCCAUGGGGAAUCGUAUUUGGAGAAAGAGAAAUCGAAGAAGGAAUAGUUUUGCUGCGAAGCAUCACAUCGCGCGAGGAAGAAAAAGUUGCAAGAAGCGAUUUAGUCAAAAUUUUGAAAGAGAAGCUCGCUGUAUGA